AAAAACUCGCGGCAGACAUUCAGGUCACCCGCAAGGCCACGACUCUCUCGCCUCACACGCAGACAGAAAACUUCAAAAUCCAUGGCGACUUCACCGUCUCGCACGGAGACCGCUCAGCUUCCUCCUCCGGAAGCCGAAUCGCAGCUCGCGUCCCUCGUAUACGAUAUGUCUCAACAGGCGCAGGCGGCAAUGGAAAACAUGCUGAAGAUGAUAAAUGAAGCUGAUCAAAGUAGUGCUGGAAUUAUUAAGGAUAUAGAGAAGUGCAGGAAUUCUGCUCUUGAGAGGAAGAAAGAUCUGGAGGAAGAGAAGAAGCAAUUCCAAAGGGCUGCUUAUGCUGUUAUCGACAUGCUGAAUGUUGGAAACUAAGGAAGGAAAGCCAGUUUAGCGGCUCAGUUCAGGAGAUAUACCUCUAUAUUCAAAUCCCCCAAAGAUUCUGUCAGAGAUUCUAUUUCUUCUAGCACUUCUGGUUUCAGGCCUUUCAGAUACUGAUUACGAAAAUGGAAAAAAAAAAUUGAUAUACACAUUAGUGAUUUCUAUAUAAUGAUAAGGAAGAAAGCCAUCAGGAUAGUCGACAAACUGUAAACAAAUAUAGGUUUAGUUUAACUGAAGAAAAGUUCUGAUAUCAACUGUAAUUCAGCGAAAUCUGAGGUGGAAAUUCUUCCUCUUCUAUUUACCAAUAAUAUUUAACUCUUAUGGCAUGCUUCAAUCUCAAAAUUUUCUGACAGCCCUUUCUUUUUAUUAACUUUUUACAAUUUUUUAUCUGU
Messenger RNA from Rhodamnia argentea, 764 nucleotides. RefSeq lists its product as uncharacterized. The coding region runs from base 82 to 366 and encodes 94 amino acids. The transcript has 4 exons. Lineage: Eukaryota; Viridiplantae; Streptophyta; Magnoliopsida; Myrtales; Myrtaceae. The record is from RefSeq and is a predicted model, not a curated record.